AUGAUUACUACGACUGCGACUAUUACAUCUUCUACUACUCAAAUGACAUCCAUUUCUAAUUUUACUGAAUUUUCGUCGUCAAAAACAAGCCAUAUCUGGGAUUCCGAUUUUUGGAAAUGUAACACGACUCAUACGCCAGUUAUGGCUAAAAGUAGUAGUAGUAGUAGUAGUAGUGUUAUUCAAAAGGGUCGAUUUAAAAUAAUAAUAGGUCAAGAUGAUUAUAGUUGCGAACCUGUACGUCAGCAUGUUGUAUUUGAAUGGAAACGUAAAAGAUCUAAUUCGUCAGCUAUUUCUUUAUCAACAAAGAAAAAAUAA
This is a messenger RNA of Cokeromyces recurvatus, 315 nucleotides long. RefSeq lists its product as uncharacterized. Lineage: Eukaryota; Fungi; Mucoromycota; Mucoromycetes; Mucorales; Mucoraceae. The coding region runs from base 1 to 315 and encodes 104 amino acids. The record is from RefSeq and is a predicted model, not a curated record. The transcript is spliced from 2 exons.